Serendipita indica DSM 11827 is the source of this 978-nucleotide messenger RNA. The record is from the annotation of a GenBank genome assembly. Lineage: Eukaryota; Fungi; Basidiomycota; Agaricomycetes; Sebacinales; Serendipitaceae.
AUGUCGUCCAACUUUGACGAUCAAGACAAGGUAGAAGAUCUUUACAACGGAUAUCCUGACAAGGUGAUUCCCUGCUUCGGGAUGAUGACGCCCGUCUCUAGUUUCCAUCCAUGGUUCUACCACGAGAUAUCACUUGUGGAACCAGUCCCUUCGAAAGAGGAUCAUUACCGAAGCCUAUUCCUGCAGCCAGGUUCCGCAAAGGAGGGCGAACUCGACAGACUCGUCCCGUUACUUCGCGAGCCGGUUGCUCUUAGCAAGGUCAUACAAAUUGUCAAAGAGAAGUUGCUCAAGUACCCGAACGCUAUGGUCGGGGAGGUUGGAUUGGACAAAAGCUUCAGGAUUGCGUAUAAUCCCUAUCCAGCACCCCCUCCGAGAAAGCUUUCCCCUUUCUCCACUCCACUGAGCCACCAGAUGGUGAUUCUAGAAGCACAAUUACGCCUCGCGGUCGAGCUCAAGAGAAAUGUGUCUCUGCAUAGUGUCGGUGCUCAACAACCAACUGUCGAGCUUUUACAGCGAAUGAGUCAGAAUUAUGGCAAGGACUGGCUCAGGAUCAGUGUCGAUAUGCACAGCUGCGGUUUGAGCGCUGAUGUGUGGAAGACGGUACAGAAAGCGCAUGCAAACAUAUUUCUUUCAUUAUCCACCGCGAUCAACUCCCGCUCCGACAAGCACCGGCAACUCAUCCGAGAGUGUGACGAGCACCGUCUGCUCGCCGAAUCCGACUAUCCUGAAGCCGGCAUGUGUGCGAGCCAAACGUGGAGCAUGGUCGAGACCAUUGCUGACAUCCGACAAUGGCCUGUGGAGACGGAGUGGGACGAAAAAGAGCCCGAUCCAGGAAACUGGGGAGUCGUCCGAAGGCUUGAGCGGAACUGGGCUCAGUUCUGCAAAGGAGAUCAUCCUGAGAUUGUGCACAAGUCACGUCGUCUUCGCAAACAGCACGAGCACUACCCGAGUGACGAGUCGACGGAGGAGGACGAAUAG